AUGGGAAUGGGAAGUGCACUAGAAACACUAUGUGGCCAAGAUGGAGCAGGGCAAAGAGACAUGCUUGGAGUGUACAUGCAGAGAUCAUGGGUGAUCCUCAACACAACAGCCAUAAUUCUGACGAUUCUAUACAUAUUAGCAGAGCCAUUUCUGAUACUUAUUGGACAGACAGAAGAUAUUUCAAAGGCAGCGGGUAAAAUGGCCAUGUACAUGAUCCUUCAACUCUAUGCAUACGCCAUGAACUUUCCCAUAUCCAAAUUCUUACAAUCGCAGAGAAAGAUCAUGGUGAUGGCUUGGAUUUCUGCCAUAGGGUUGGUUCUACACACAGUAUUUAGUUGGUUAUUUAUGCUUAAGUUCAAGUGGGGACUCGUGGGAGCAGCGGUGGUGCUGAACGCGUCGUGGUGGUUCAUAGUGCUGGCGCAGUUGCUGUAUAUUUUCAGGGGAACAUGUGGUCAAGCAUGGUCAGGUUUCACUUGGAAGGCCUUCCAUAACCUAUGGGGCUUCGUUAAGUUAUCUCUUGCAUCAGCAGUCAUGCUAUGCUUGGAAACAUGGUAUUUUAUGGCAUUGGUCCUUUUCGCCGGCUAUUUAAAGAACGCAGAAGUCGCUGUUGAUGCCUUGUCCAUUUGCGUGAAUAUACUAGGAUGGGCAUUAAUGGUAGCUGUUGGAUGGAAUGCAGCUAUAAGUGUAAGAGUAUCAAAUGAACUCGGGGCAUCUCAUCCAAGAACAGCAAAAUUUUCAGUUGUGGUGGUGGUAAUAUCUUCCUUCUUAGUCGGCCUUCUCCUAUCGAUGAUUCUCGUCAUCUUUCGUGGGCAAUAUCCUUCUUUAUUUGCUGAGGAUGAAACAAUCAAAGAGAUUGUUUAUGAGCUCACACCAUUGCUAGCGUUUUGCAUUGUGGUAAACAAUAUUCAACCUGCUCUAUCUGGAGUAGCUAUUGGAGCAGGAUGGCAAGCACUAGUUGCUUAUGUCAAUGUUGCUUGUUACUAUCUAUUUGGUAUCCCCUUGGGCUUACUACUAGGGUAUAAGCUCGACAUGGGCCUCCAAGGCAUUUGGUACGGAAUGGUAAGCGGAACGAUGAUACAAACAUUAAUCCUGUUCUGGAUAGUCUAUAAAACCAACUGGAAUAAAGAGGUUUCGAUUGCUAUAGAGCGAAUAAAAAUGUGGGGAGGGGAACUAGAUGGUAAAGAAAAUGAUGCAGAAAAGUGA
Messenger RNA from Lycium ferocissimum, 1203 nucleotides. RefSeq names its product protein DETOXIFICATION 31-like. Gene Ontology annotation, cellular component: vacuolar membrane. NCBI's taxonomy places the organism in Eukaryota, Viridiplantae, Streptophyta, Magnoliopsida, Solanales, Solanaceae. Gene Ontology annotation, biological process: xenobiotic detoxification by transmembrane export across the plasma membrane. The record is from RefSeq and is a predicted model, not a curated record. Gene Ontology annotation, molecular function: xenobiotic transmembrane transporter activity; antiporter activity.